CCGCCGCUGCUGGCCGGGAGUCCGCUGCCGGCGCUCAGUUGUACGCUACCACCCACGCACGUAGUACGCACGAGACAGGCUCCGCUCGACCGCACGUGCGGUGCUGCUACUGCUGGUCCAGCUUCGCUGUGCACGACGAGCCAUACCUUCGACGACGAGGGAAGCACGCGCAUACUGCAGGUGGGAGUCGAGAGUGUUAUGAGCCACAGCCGACCGGAGGGUAACGGCGAGGAGCGCUUGGCAAGGACAUCGGCAGCCGGCGCCGGAGGUGGAGUGGCCCGCGAGAGCCGCAGCUAUCAUGCCCAAGUUUAAAAUGAAGCAGACCAGCAGUUGCCGAGUCGCGCGGACGAGCCUCUAACGCGAGAGAAGACUUUGAGUAUUUUCACCGGCUCAACAACAUGUCGGGAGCGAAUCUACGUGCUGCUGACACCAGUCCCACGCGUCAGCCAAGGCAGAACCGAACGUACAGCGUGGGACUACCCGAGCGGACUUCCCUCUUCCCGGAUUCGUUGCUUCCAGAGAGCGGCGUCAUACCACCUCCGCUUCCGAGACGACACUCCGCGACCCCGGCGGACGUAAGACCGCCGAUCCCCAAGCGCAGCAGGAACGAGAAGCCCAUCCCCAUCCGACCAAGCAACAACGGCCCCGAGAACCAGCAGCAGCAGAGCCCGAAGCAGUCAUCGGCUCGGAGCAAAGAAACGCGUCAGCCUUGGCUCGAGGCAGCGGCCGUCGCUGCUGCCAAUCGGGCCAGCGAGUUCGAUUUCAACGAGGAGCCGUUCGCUCAGCAACAGCAGCCGAGCGCGCUCGAUCAGGCCUCGCGAGACCUCGGCAAGAGGCUGCAGAAGGUCAACAAGCCCCAGCAGCAGCAACAUACCUUACGAGCGAAUAGCAGGCCGCCGAGGCGAGGACAGCGCUCGCCGAUAAGCAGGAGGCAGCAGCUCCAGCAGCAGCAGCAGCCGAGCAGUCGAUCCGCCGACGAGGAUGACGACGAGGACGAGGAGCCUUUGCGCAUCGGCAAGAAGUUCGCCGAGAUGCAAGCCGCCUCCAGGCGACUCGAGAGGCGGCUGCCCGAGCUCGAGCGACGCUUCCAGGAGAACAGGCAGGAGACCAAGGCCGAGAAGCUACCGAAAGCGACGCAGACGAACCUGCCGCCGCCGCUGAGCUCGAUAUGCAGCCCCGCGCCGAAGCCCAUGAACGCCCGACAGGACAGCAACGUCUCCUCCGACAGCUUCAGCCAGACCAGCUCGCCCAGCUACACCAGCAAGACCAUGGAGGCUCCUCUGCUGCCGCACAAGCACGUCAACGGAAAAGUCCCAGGCCGAGCGCUGGCGCCGGAGCCGGAGAACCCGCCGGGAAGCCCGAUCACCAAAUCCAUGAGCACGCCCGCGAGCUUGCAGACCAUCGUCAGGUUCCAGAACGGCAGCAACAUGUCCCUGCAUCACCGGAUCAUCAGGGACAUGAGGAGACCGAGCAGCCACUACGUGACCAGAGGAAGGCUGCGCUUUCGAUUCGCCCAGGUCCUCGCGAACGCCGUGGCCCUGAUGCUGAUAGCCGGCGGACUCGCAGCUUACUUCAAAUCUUACCCAGCGACGGUGAUAAAGGCGACCAACGAGAACAAGACGACACUAGCGAGCAGCGGAACGACGGCGGUACUGUCGGAGCCGAUCCUCUCGAAUUCCGAGAUGCAAAACCCGGCGCCGGGUAUCUGCCUACCCGUCAUCGUCAACUUCUGCCAGUACCACAAGAUCCCGUACAACUACACCGUCUUCCCGAACUACAUGAUGCACUUUAGCCAGCGAGAGGCUCAGCACGACCUCGAGCUCUACGACGCCGUGAUCGACGUGAGAUGCUACGAGCUUGCCGGCUUGUUUCUCUGCAGCGUUUUUGUCCCCAAGUGCGGCCACAAAAUGGGCCGGGCUGUCGGGCCCUGUCGGAGUCUCUGCUUCGAAACGGUGCGGCGCUGCGGCUUCUUCCUGGACGUCUUCGGGCUCACCUUCCCGGACUACCUGCAGUGCGACAUCUUCACGGAGAGCACGGACCCGAACGUCUGCAUCGGCCACCAGGAGGUAAUCGAGGCCGAGAAGCGCGCGGCCAGACCAGCCUGUCCGAGCGACUUCCAGUGCGACGAGAAGCGCUGCAUCCCGCUGGACUGGCGGUGCGACGGCCACGUCGACUGCGAGGACCACACGGACGAGAUCGGCUGCGGCGAGUGCAAGGACAGCGAGCGCACGGGCCUCGCGGCCAUCAGCUCGAAGGGGGCCGGCAAGAAGAGCAGCAGCGUAAAAAACGUCCUGGCGCAGGCCUCGCUGCACUGCGGCGAGAGGAGGUGCAUGUCCGCCUCGCACAUAUGCAACGGCGUCACCGACUGUCCCUGGGCGCAGGACGAGAGGAACUGCCUGAGGCUGAGCGAGAGGAACGGGGACGUCGGAAGGGGUCGACUGGAGGUGUACCACGCGCGGAAGGGCAAGUUCAUACCCGCCUGCAUAGCCCACUGGACGCCCUCGAGGGCCAAGAGCAUGUGCGCCCUGCUCGGCUACAAGCUCGUGAACUCCUCGACGCUGGUCAUGUCCGAGAGCAACGUGAGCAUCGCCGAGCCGGUGCUGGAGACGUCGCAGCGCUGGAGGCUGGCCCAGAAGAACCAGGGCAACCUGCUCCAGGAGCUGCAGCAGUGCUCCGACCAGAAGGACUACUCCAGCAUCGACCUGGUCUGCUCCGGAUACGAGUGCGGCAGGAGGCCGCAGAACUUCGGCAACUCGAGGGCCCGCACGAGGAUAGUCGGGGGAGUGGAGUCGGCGCCGGGCGACUGGCCGUUUCUCGCGGCGCUGCUCGGCGGUCCCGAGCAGAUUUUUUACUGCGCCGGCGUGCUCAUCGCGGAUCAGUGGGUCCUCACGGCCUCCCACUGCGUCGGCAACCACUCCGAGGUCUCCGGCUGGACGAUCCAGCUGGGCAUCACCAGGAGACACGCGCACACCUACCUCGGCAAGAAGCUCAAAGUCAAGCGGGUCGUGCCCCAUCCCAAUUACAACCUCGGCGUCGCCCACGACAACGACGUGGCUCUCUUUCAGCUCGAGCGACGGGUCGAGUUCCACGAGCAUUUACGACCAGUUUGCUUGCCGCCGGCUAAUAUCGAUCUGGCACCCGGGACUGUUUGCACGGUUAUUGGCUGGGGCAAAAAGGAGGACACGGAAAGUUCGUAUACGGCUCUCUCUCUCUCUCUCUCUUUCGAUCUUAUCGCAGUCACGGUAUACGGCAGUACGCGGGAAUUGAUGGUCUGUUUCUUUCCUUUUCAUCGCCCAGCAUCCGAGUACGAGCCAGCCGUGAACGAAGUGACGGUACCCGUCCUCGGUAGGGAAGUCUGCAACGCCUGGCUGGUGCACAGGGACCUGAACGUUACCGACGGAAUGAUAUGCGCCGGAUAUCCCGAGGGCGGUAAAGACGCUUGCCAGGGCGAUUCCGGCGGGCCGCUUCUCUGCCAAGACGAGAACGAUAAGGAUCGAUGGUUCGUCGGGGGCAUCGUCAGUUGGGGCAUAAAAUGCGCCCAUCCGAGGCUUCCCGGAGUCUAUGCAUACGUGCCAAAGUACGUGCCGUGGAUCCUCAAGGAGAUCGAGGAGUACUCGGAAAACGAUUACGGCUAGCAGAUGCAGCACUCGUACGCGGAGAAAAAAGUCGACUCUGGUAAGCGGACAAAUUACUGGACUAUGAGGAGCGGCAAGAGGGCCUGAGCCAUCAGCACACAGUACGAGCGGACGAGCGCGCGCAGCUUUCAAAAGUCGAUAUUUUAUUAUACCGUCGAUCGAAAGUAUUUUUUAUACCAAAAAAAAAAAAAGAAUGAUGAUACGAGACAGCUGCGCAACACGAAUUUUCACGAGGGGAGAUGCCUGCGUACAUCAGUCAAUUUUACGAUUGCGACAAUAAUGAAAAUAAGACGCGUCUCUCGCUAUCUAUAUCGAGAACACGCAUUGUAAACCAGGACAAUAAAUCGUUAUAUAACCAACGACAAGUUCGAGCGAGAUAAAGGGAAUAAUGGGCACUUGAAACGAAACAAAUAUCGCUAACAAUAAGAUUUCUUUGUGAUGAUUGAUAAUGUUAUAAUAUAUAAUAUGUACGCGCUGCAUAAAUAUCGAUGUUGUUGUGAACUUCUGACGCGGAGGCGGUCUAUCGCGCAACGCUAGCUGCGCGACACCCACGAGUUUGCUAAAGUUUCGCUUUGUGUAUCGAGCAUAAUAAGGAAAAUUUAGGUUUAAGGGCUCUGCGAUCUAGAACACACGUGAAAUAAAACGGAAACAUAUAGUAAAAGCGAACGAUUUAGGUUGGAAGCAUGUAGAGAUUUGCAGAGGCGAAUAUAUCUUUCGUUUUCUUCUCACCACACAACACAACACACACACACACACGCACGCAAUGUACAAUAGUGACUUGUGAGGUUGCACAUUGUUUCAAAGACACGAGCACUAGAAAUCUAGAUUUUACCUAUUUUUUACCGUUCGACAUUUUUUCACACACGAUUUUUGCAGCAGAAAACUGCUUCUUCGUGGAUCUGUAAGUUUCUACGUGUUUCUACAUAAGCGUAUUUACCCGACAAGAGGACAACGCCCGCGAAAGGUCUCUUCCUAUUUAAGUAAAUAGCAAAGUUCAGAUAAAUGAGCGUUUGUGGCAGUACUCUAUAGGGAAUUGAUUAUACUUUUGGUACUAUUACAUACAAAAAUUAUAACAAUACCAAGUAUUUAAAAAAAUAAACUACAUAAGUAAACGAUUUCCGAACAAAAAUAAUAUAAAAUCGCGCAUGAGAUGCGACUAAAAAGAUUUUUGUAUGUCCUAUAGAUUUUGGUGGAGAUAAUGAAAUGCAACCAAAUACGAUGCCACCAAGUGGUUUAUUACAACUUUUCUGGGUCAUUGAUUUUUUAACCUCCAAACAGACAAAGUAAUAAGAUCGUUGAUUGUUUGGCUGUUCAAAAAUUGCGAGUUUACAGAAUAAAACAAAAAAACCCAAGGAAAAUAGUUUAUAUCGCAUGCAAUGCAUCGGUCCUUUAAUCGAGUAUAAGAGUAAUUAUCCAAAGUAGCAUUUCCGAAUGUAAAAAGGCACUUAGAUUAUACACAUUAAGGCGAACAAAAAUCAUACUGUAUAAACUUAAAAAUACGAUAAUUAUGUGAUUGAGUUAAGAUUAGAAUGCGUAAGUAUAUUCAGAUUGUAAAAUUGAAUAUACACAAGUAACACAUAUAUUAAUCAGUAUAUUUAACGCAACAGAAAUGAUUGUCUCAAGAAGUAACUUAGAAAAAAAUUCCAAGUAUUUUAUAGUGAAAUUUGAAAAAGUCAAAAUAUUUCUGAUAUACUAACGUACACGACGUGACUAUUGGGACUAUUCAGCAAUCAGACUUGCAUUUCGAAUCAAUGAUUUUUUUCUAAGUGAUAUAAAAGGAGACAUUGCUUUAUAGAAUGUACAACUAAUAGCCCCUUGUUACUCAAAUAAUACGUAAUCGAUGUAGACGCUAUACCUAUAUAAAGCUAAAUGAUGUUGACUGAAUUCUAGGGAUAUAAAUUAAAAUGAAAAGAAAUACUGCACCAGCACUUUUUUGAUCCGCACUCGAAAAUACCUAGUUUUUUAAACGAAUAUACUUUAUACAAAGGUUUGUUAUUUACAAGACCUAGAAGCCUUACAAAAACACUUGAACUUUUUCAAGUGAUGUCAGAGAAUUAUAUGACGAGUAUUGUUGAUAAAUUUUAAUUGAUAUAUUAUUGAAACCAUAGGCCAAUAUUUGUGAGAGUUAAGUUUAAUUAAAUAAAUUAUACUCCAACUGAGUUAUCAAAGUUUAAUUUAGAUCAAAAUACAUUUUUCGAUUGAAUGAAUAGUUUCUAUUCUAACCAAUUGAUCUAGUUUUGCGUUUGAAAAGUUAUUUAAUACAAUUUACAAAGUAUGACAGAAAAUUGGACAAUACAGUGAUUGUCUUCCUUAGUAUCCAGACAACGCUUUGUAGUUAGAAUAUCAAAAUAAGUAAGAAACUAAUAAAUAUCAGACAAUACUGUGUGAACAGACAAUAAUUAACUAUAGGAAAUGUUCCAAAAACUGGACAAUAAAAUACCUGUAACGUGAGAUUAGUAAGUAAGUAAUAAAUAAAUAACUAUUAAAAAUUAUAGUUAAAUUAAAAUAAAAAUAUUUUUGGUGGAAUCGCAUUUAAAAUAUAUUUUAAAAUAUCUUUAUUUCGACAACGAUUCAAGCUAAGAAUACAAAUCCCGUAUAAUACGAUUUCUAAACCUCGAUCUAUUCAAUAAUUUGUAGAAUUCUACUCAAAAAGGUACAUGCCUACAUUUAAUCAAUUUUUCUAUAAAUUUAAAUGGGAUAACUUCAAAAAUAUUGCUAAGCUACUAAAGUACUAAGUAAAUACAAAACUAAAUAAUACUAUGUGUUUAAAAAUGUAAAAUGAUUUGCUGUUGUGUAAAAUUGUCAAUAUAGUGUUAGUCAGUUUAGGAUAUAUUUUACAGUACUAAAAAUUUAUAAUCUGCGAAUAUAAUAGUGUACAGAAUAAAAUAGGUAUCGUUUGCAAAUGAGAAAAAUCCAUAUGAUGCGAGAUAAAAUUUGCUAACGUUAAAAUUAAAAAAAAACGUAACUAAUAUAGAAUAUAUGUAUAGACAUGCACUCGGAAAAAUAUUCAACAAAUAUUAAUACGAAAUUUGUAUAUAAAAUAUUAAACGUUAUCAACCAUAUGCGAAAACCAUAUGCGAAAAAAUAUUUUAAUCGAGGGUAACGAACAUUUUUCCGAGUGUAUUUUUGAAUGCUGCGCACAAAAUACAGAUAACUUAUAAAGAAAGACUUCUGUCUUCAUGACAUGAUGAAAAUUGCAUAUUUACUCCUGUGAAGUCAAUGUUAAAUAGUAAAAGAUUUGUUAAAUUAAGUGAUAGGUUUAACUGGAACAGUAACUAAAUACUAUAGUUUACCUAUUAGUAAGUUUCACGUGCAAAGAAAUAUGCAUAUGUAAUCAAAACAUUUGAGAUGCAAUCGGAAAAAGUAAUCUUGAAUCAAAACUAUCUCGGCAUAGAAAAAAAUCUAACCAUUCAGAAAACUAUUUCUAUACUGUAACUCUGAGUUUCGUUUGGUUAUGACAACUGUGAGUAGUUGUCAUCAUUUGAUAUAUUAUAGAACAAAGAUGUAAUAUAUAGCCAAAAGUUUGUUGUUGAAUCAAGUUUUUGAUAACGGUAAAGAAAUUUUAUGUUAUUAAUGGUUUGAAUCGUUUCAUUGAGUAAUGUAUACAAAUUAUCAAUGAUUUAUUGUAAACAAGUAUUAAAUGCAGCGAUAUUGAAAGAUCAUAAUAUGAUUUUUUUAGGCAAAAUAAAUGUUCGAUACAUUCAAGAUUGAAAAUAUUUUUAUAUUUAAAUUUUCUUAUUACCACAUUAAGGUGAAAGUUUAAAUUUGAUUUUGCUUUUUUACGGUUAAAUGUUCUUGAUUGAAAAAAAUAGUCUACAUACUUUUAAUUUCGCAUAGAUUGAGAUGUUGAAUUUAAAGUCAUUCUCAAAAAUGCAUAAUUGUAGUAAACUGUAAAACUUUAUAACUGCACGCACAGUUGGAAUAAAUAUAGAGUAAUGAAUAAGCCGAAGCUUGGUAUACUUGUAGAUCAGUAUAAAUAUUAUUGUAUGAUUAUUAUUAUUGUUAUUAUUAUUAUUAUUAUAAAUGAACGUAUAAUAUUAAAUGUAUGAUUUUUACACUGCAGUAUAGUGAAACAAACUUAUUUUAGCGAAACAUAAUAAAUAAUAAUCAAAUACAGCUCCUAAGAUUAGUUACACUUUAAUGGCUAGUGUAUUUAUUUUUGAAUAGGUAUUUUUUAGUGAUCUGCAUCUUGUUUUGACACCGUCCAAACUUUAUUCUUUGAGGGAUAUUUCUUGGUACUUAGUAAAUGUACGCUGUUAAGCGCCAGUACAAAUACGAAAGAUGAAGGAAAUUUUGUGAAAACUAGUUAUACACUUCAAAAAGUAGAAGAAGUCUAUCGUAUAAUUUUGCAGUUAACUUUAUAUUCUAAGCCUCUUGGUUAUUUGACCAUGAAUUUUAUUAUAAAAAUGUAGAUGUAAGGAUUUUGAAGUAUGCACGAAUGAAGAUAUUAAUUACCGCAAGUUACGAAUGCCAUGAUAAUUUUUUUUCAAAGGAAACGUCGAUCAAAUUGAAUUUUCCGAACUAAAUAAUAUUCUUUGCUAUCACAGGUACAAUCGAAUAGCCCUAUAUUACGAUAUGCAUACAUCACUUUAGAUUAAACUAAAGAAAUAUUAUUUGUACAUGAUACAACAAGUUGAUAGAUUGUAUCAAUAACUACUUUUUACAGUAUUGGUGAUUACGAAAUUUGGGGUAAUUUAAUGUGAUUGCUUUCUAUUGUGCUUUACACAGAUCCUAAUCGUACAAUCAAUGGUCGAUAUUAUCGAUAUGCAGGCUGUAAAACAAGUAUAACCGUAUGAUCUUGUAAGAGAAUUAAAAACUAAGCUUAAUCUUAUUACACGUCUAGAAGUACAGGCGAUACGUUUAUAUGAUGUUGAAUAUGCAAUGUGGGUAUGUGGAGAUGUUCACAUAUGUUGCUGUGAUGGGUAGAUAGAAUAAAUAAUUGUUGUGAAUUGUUUCACUGUAAUUGCGCUACGUGGAAUUAAGAUCGAGGCAGCAGCUUUUUAUGAUUAGACUAUCGUUUCACUUCUUUCAAAUUUUCUAUUAAUCAUUAUGUUAGUAUGGUUUGCGCGAUCAUUCUUGAAAUUCACUAUGAGAAAAUCAGUUAAAAAUGAUUGAGUGUUUGCCUUCGACUAUACAUUUACAUCUAAUAGCUACGAAUUAUUAUUUCAAGUAAACUAUAACGUAAUAUAAAAAAAAAUACAUAGGCAGUAGUGAAUAAUUCAUUUAUUUUCAGUAUUAUAGGUAUACUUAAUCUAAAGAAACUAGUAGUAAAGAUUGUACUCAUGUAGAUAUAAAGCCAUUUUUCUACUAAACUUUUUUUUACAAUCAUUAGAGAAAUAAUGUGUUCAAACACGAUCUUAGAUCUUCUUAAAACUUUCUUUAAGAAACUAUUAAAAAUGAGCUCUAAUAAAGCCUUCGGAUCUUGCAGAAAAAACAAUCAUACGUAGUAACGCUAAUGCUUGCACUGCCUUUCCCCUUACAUUUGUAGAUUUUAGAACGCCGAAGCAACUGUCUGACCACUAGCGCAAACUAUAAGGAGUUAACAAAAAAAAAAAAAUUAAAUAUGUACGCGCUGUUCUAUGUAAAUGGA
Molecule: messenger RNA, 9225 nt
Organism: Nasonia vitripennis (jewel wasp)
Lineage: Eukaryota; Metazoa; Arthropoda; Insecta; Hymenoptera; Pteromalidae
Product: atrial natriuretic peptide-converting enzyme
Exons: 19
Coding region: 399-3635 (1078 amino acids)
Biological process (GO): proteolysis
Cellular component (GO): membrane
Molecular function (GO): protein binding; serine-type endopeptidase activity
Source: RefSeq, a predicted model, not a curated record